Molecule: messenger RNA, 519 nt
Organism: Ogataea parapolymorpha DL-1
Lineage: Eukaryota; Fungi; Ascomycota; Pichiomycetes; Pichiales; Pichiaceae
Exons: 1
Coding region: 1-519 (172 amino acids)
Source: RefSeq, a predicted model, not a curated record
AUGAUAAAUCGACUCCAUCCGAAAAACGGAGCAGUGUACAUGCACUUGCCUGACUCUAAACCUAGAAUUCCUGUGGUUGAGCCGAAGGAGUCGGACCUGAUGUCCAAGGGCCCGGAAAAAGAGGAGACUGAGUCACAAACAUUGACUUUGGAUGAUCUGAUAUCUUUUGAUUUGAAUCAAUUACUUGGCUCUGAGAGAGAUGCAAUCAUCGCAAAAUUACCUCGUCGCGUCUUGUUCAGAGCCGAGAAGUCUAACAACAAAUUGCGGAACCCAAUCUCGGGAAGCAGAGUGCUCAUGACCUUGAAUAGAAUGGUUACACAAGGUUUGAAACAAAAUGAGGAUCCAGACCAGGUGAAUGCAUUUUUCGCGGACUCUCGCUUGAAGUUAGACAUUUUGGAUCAAGAAGAAAAUCAUAUAGAUUACAUUCACGAGGAUGGCGUCUACUCUGCACAGCUAACCGACUUGCGCGACGGCGAAAAACUUGUGCACAGGUUCACGAUUGGUGUGAAUGUUAACUAA